GCGAGGCGCUGGGUAGAGCCGGGGAUCCAGGUGCACUGCACGGAGCUGUAAGCGGUCGGUGCAGAACCGGUUCCCGAUUUCGGAGGCACCAACCUUCAAGAUCUGAAUACUUUUCUCCUGUUGACUCUUUCUCUUCUGACUGCCCGUGUUUCUUCGAAGGUGAGGCCAGUGCAUAACCAGUGAAGCAUCUUCAAUCAAGACCGUCUACCUUCAUGGUUCCAACAGGUUACUACAAGACUAGUAGACUGGUGAACUAACAACAGGGCCAGCAGGAGCACGUCACUUUGGAGAUUAAUGCCAUCCAUUUUGAACCAGAGCUGAGAAUGUGGUUCCUGUUCAGUCAUUUUUUUGCAUUGUCAUUCAUUUUCUGCUCGGCAGAAGACAGCAGGCAGUAUGGGCCAGUGUUCGAAGAACAGCCACUGCCUACCAUCUACCCAGAAGAAUCCGAAGAAGCAAAAGUGUCACUAAACUGCCGAGCUCGUGCAAUUCCUUCCCCGGUCUACAGAUGGAAGCUAAACAACCGUGACAUUAAUGUGGACGAUACUCGCUACAGUAUGAUCGGUGGCAACCUGGUUAUCAACAACCCGGAAAAAGUGAAGGACCGUGGCAAGUACCAGUGCCUAGCAACAAACAAAUACGGAACCAUCAUCAGCAAAGAGGCCAAGCUGCAAUUUGGAUAUCUUGAGAGGUUUCCGACUGAUGAGCGUCAAGCUGUGAAGGCAAGGGUAGGAGUUGGUGCAAUGCUUUUGUGUGCUGCCCCUCCACAUUUUCCAGAUGACCUCACCUAUCGCUGGCUGCUGAACGUUUUCCCCAGGUUCAUUGUGUCUGGCAGGCGCCACUUUGUUUCGCAGAACACCGGAAAUCUCUACAUUGCAAAAGUGGAAGACACUGACCUGGGCAAUUACUCCUGUAUGGUCAGCAGUCCAUCCAUUUCCAAAAGUGUUUUCAGCAAGUACAUCCCUCUCAUCCCUCAAACAGGCGGUGUCGUGAAGAGAUAUCCUGCUGACAUUCGGGUGAAGUUCACUGACACCCAAGUCCUGAUGGGUGACAAUCUAACUCUUGAAUGCUUUGCGCUUGGAAACCCAAUUCCUCAAAUCCAGUGGCGGAAGGUGGGGGGCAGCUUGCCCAGCAGCGCUGAGCUGCUCAACUUCAACUCGGUCCUAAGGCUGUCAAACAUCCAGCCCGAGGACGAGGGAGCCUACGAGUGUGAAGCCAUGAACUCCAAAGGGCGAGACCACGUCGAAGGCUGGCUGACUGUGCAUGCUCAUCCUUACUGGAUCCGUCCCAUCAAUGACACCAUCGAAGACAUCGAGGGUGAGCUGAUCUGGCCCUGUGAAGCAGGAGGAAAGCCCCAGCCCACCUACAGAUGGUUCCGAAAUGGAGAAAUAAUAUAUGGGGGCCGAUACCGGAUAAACAGAGGGGAACUGCGAAUUUCGCGACUAACUCAGGGAGACUCUGGAAUGUACCAGUGCCAGGCAGAGAACAAGCACGGAUCCCUGUAUUCCAAUGCCGAGCUCAAGGUUUUGGCUUUGGCACCGGACUUCAGGCUGAACCCAGUGAAGAAAAAACUCUUGGGGGCCAGAGGAGGCAAAGCAAUCAUUGAGUGCAAACCCAAGGCUGCACCAAAGCCAACGUUCAUCUGGAGCAAGGGCACCGAACUCCUCAAGAAUAACUCAAGGAUGUCUAUUUGGCCCAACGGCACUCUGGAGAUUCGAGAUGUGACCAAGGAUGACGAGGGGAGCUACACCUGCUUUGCAGAGAACAAGAAAGGAAAGGCGAACAGCACUGGCACCCUUUCAGUCACAGAGCCCACCAAAAUCACCCUGGAGCCAUCAAACAUCGACAUCAAUGGGGAGAACGGGACCAUGGAGUGCCACGCGUCCUAUGAUCCCACUCUCGACCUUGCUUUCAUCUGGUCAACAAAUGGCUACCCCAUCGACUUCGACAAAGAGAAAGAGUACAUGGAAUACAGAGUACUGGAAGGGGGCGGUGGAGAACUGUUCUUCAAAAACGCACAGCUGAGGCACACUGGGAAGUACACCUGCACUGCGCAAACCAACGUCGACAGCACCUCGGCCUCUGCAGACCUGAUCGUCAGAGGUCCACCGGGACCCCCUGGAGGAGUAAGAGUCGAAGAUAUCCGAGACACCUUUGUGACUUUGUCCUGGAGUCGAGGGACGGAUAAUCACAGCCCAAUCUCCAGGUACACAGUCCAGCAGAAGAUUUUGGAUUCUCUCGAUUGGAAGGAUGCCAAGACAGAUCCCGAAGAUAUAGAAGGCAACCUGGAAACCGUAAAGGUUGUAGAUCUAAUCCCGUGGAUGGAUUAUGAAUUCCGUGUAAUUGCAACAAACACCCUGAAUGGAGAACCCAGUAUGCCAUCCAACAAAAUCAGGACUGCUGAAGCAGCUCCCACCGUGGCUCCAUCUGAUGUUGGGGGAGGCGGCGGAAACCACCGGGAACUGACAAUAACAUGGACGCCCUUGCCAAGGGAGUACCAUUUUGGAAGCAGCUUUGGUUACCUUGUUGCCUUCAAGCGAAGUGGGGAGAGAGAAUGGAGGAAGGUCACAGUGCCCAAUCCCGAAGGCAACAGAUACGUUCACAAAGAUGAUUCGCUGACUCCGCACACUCAGUUUGAAGUCAAGGUCAAAGCUUUCAACAGCAAAGGAAAUGGUCCGUUCAGCCUGUCUGCUUUUAUUUAUUCAGCAGAGGAUGAGCCCAAUGAAGCCCCUGCAGAAGUGAAUGCCUGGAGUGUCUCAUCCUCAGAAAUUGAAGUAUCCUGGACACCUGUGACCCAGCGGUCACUCGAAGGCUAUGAAAUCAGGUACCGAAGGGUCAUUGACACCGAGGCGGCCACACAGCGGGUGAGAACGAUUGGAUAUAACACGACAGCCAGAAUCAGAGACCUUAAGCCCCACACACGCUACUCUAUUGAGGUCAGGGCCUAUAACAAAGCUGGCGCUGGGCCUUCCAACCAACCAAUUAUAAUCACCACAAAGAAAGCACCUCCCAGCAAGCCUCCAAAAAUUAUUGACACCACAAGGCUCGGUACAUACUUCAAGAUAUCCUGGGAAGCAGUCAAGCCCUUGGACAAUGAGUCAAACGUUGAAGGCUACAAGGUGCUAUACCGAAGAGAUGGCACAGUAAACAGCACACUCUUGCAGACCAUCGGACACAAUAUAAACAUACCCAUUCACGAUGAGGGGGAUUACAUCGUGGAAGUAAGAGCCUACGGAGAAGGAGGAGACGGUGCCGUGAAUUCAGUCAAGAUUUCCAAAAGUCCAGGAGUCACUGUGCAGAUCUCCUACAUCUUGCUUAGUUUUGGCCUGAUGCUUGGUGCCAUCAUUUGCCUAGAGCUGUGAUUGUAGCCAACGUUAUCUCCUCUUUACAUCGGUAAAGAGCACUCCGUGAGGUGACUGAAUCGUCUCAAGCCUGUAAAGAUCUUUGCUCGCUGCAGACAUCUCUGGUACCAUCAAAAGCCAAAUAUAGUAUGAAUUUGAAAGACUUAUUGUAUACUUCUAGAGGACAGAAGGCAUCAAGGAACUUUAUCCCAUCCACCACCCACCUUGCCCUCCCGCCCCCAUUAAAUACCAAGUAAACAUAACAUUGGAAGUGAAUCAAAGGAAUUCUUUUGACUUGUUCCAAUAUGCCUUAUAUAAACACUUACACUGAUCUAUGGCAGUUGCAUGAUUUGAUCUAAUGGUGCAAGUUACCAGUGACAGAAUACCAUAGCUUAGAGUUUGAGGAAAAGAAUUGAAAUCACCACACAUAGGUGCUUUAACAUUUAACAAAAAACAGUUAAGUAAACCAGAAAUGAAUGCAUUGGUUGUUUUAAAAGUGAACGGAAGGUUAACCUUGUCAUGUACUGUGUCUGUAUGCAGCACUGUUCCUUAGAGUUGACCGCAGCCAAUCUCCCAUGAAUGAGAACCUUCUUUUCAGAGAAACAGUCAUAACAAAUACAAUAGAUUGCAGGUUUAUGGUUAUCAGGCCACAUUUUCCUUUCGAGAAGUGUGCACUCUGGGUGUUUGAAAUCAGCUGCACCUUUUAGUUGCCAUGAUAUGCAUGCUGACAUUGAGACAUCCUACAGCUUUGCUCCUAUGUUGGAUAACUUCUCACACAAAGCCAGACCCUGUAAUCAGAAAAUAGAAUAAACACAUUUAUACUCAAUUACCAAUUUGUUUAACUUGUGUGUAGAUUUAUACUGUGAAAGUAACAUUCCAACGUAAUGCUACUUUCCUUCUUGACUUGCCUUGCCUUCUUUGACCAACGUUAGAUUAACUGGUUGAUCACACUCAGCAGGUCAGGCAGUAUAUGUGGAAAGAGAAACCAGGGGUCUCUGACAUGAAACGUUAACUCUGUUUCUCUUUCUGUAGGUGCUGCCUGACACAAUGAGUGUUUCCAGCAUUCUCCAUUUUUUUUAAUUUCAGGUUUCUAGCAUCUGCAGUUUAUUUGAUUCACACUAAUUGGUUGACUGCCUAUUGUGUCUCUUGUGUCUCCACCUGCCUAUUGUUGAUUGUGGGACUUUCCUUCCUGCACUGAAUCCUCAAAUGCCGGAUUUUCAUGAAAUAAUUCCCUUUUUAAGAACUCAUAUUCUGACUUGUUUUAUAGCUCUAUCCCAGCUGCCCCGUUCCUUGACCAGCAGCAAGUGAGCCAGACAUUGUCCAUUUACUGUUUGUGGGAGUUUGCUGUUCAUGAACUCUUGACAUUCUUUUCUGACUGAAAGACAACCGCUCAGAGGCAACUGAUAAUACAGGAAGCAUUUUGACACAGUUUUGAGAGACAAGCUGGCAAGCAGCAAGGAUCUCCUCAAACUUGAGGAAGCUCGUAGAACUUUAAUACAUUCCAGACAUCGGACCAACAAUCUCGCCGCACUGUAGAAACUUGUAGGAUUUUGGGGAUGGGUACCACAAUGGUUACUUUUUCUGCUUGAAUGUCUUAACGUUUUAUAUUGUGUUGGCUGGUGAGUUUCUCCAAUCUAACUUGUUAAACAUUUUUAACGUUAUUCAGUCAAUCUAUUUACUUGCUUUUGCCAUCUCUUCACUUAGUUGCUUCUCUUCAAUCACAGUUUGUCCUCUUCCUUUUUGAUGAACUUGGCAUCCUCCUUGUGUUGUGACAAUGCCCAGUUCCCAGGCUACUCCUGAGGAAUUACUGCAAGGGUCUGAAAGAAUGUCCUUGUUCGCACAGUUUGAUCUUACCUUCAAUCACGUGUUGUGAAACCUGUUGAUCCAACAAUAAGCAAUUGCAAGUUCUCUACACACAUUCUGGUUCAAUAAACAGAUGUGGUAGCCUGAGACAUCAACAAAAAAGACCUUAAGGCCCAUCAUACCUGUGCUAGCUCUUUGAAAAAUGAUAUCACAUCAUCCAUCCGCCGCUUUUUCCUUCUUUUCAGUUACAUAUCCUAUUCAUUGCAAUUGAAUUUACUUCCACCACCAUUUCAGGAAGAUUAUUGUGCAACAUAACAACUCAUUGGAUUAAAAAAAAUCCCCUCAACUUCCCUAAUUUUUACUUACCGGUUAUUUUGAUCUGUAGUUGGAGAGAGUUGGUGCUUUAGCACUGGUUAAUAAAUCCCAUAAAUCAAGCAUCAGUCAGACCACUAAAGGUAAAGGAAAGAACACCCCCCCGUAACGUCAAAAAGUUGGUAAGUCCAUGCUUCAUGAGGGACAUUACAGAUCAGCAGGUUCUUGAUGAUUAAAUAACCCAGGAUCUCUUGUGCAGAGAUCAUUACUUCUUGUUUCCAGAGGCAUGGAGGAUAUUUCCUUGAAGGAGUCCAGUGACAGGGGAUAUAGUUUGAGAAUAAGGACUGAGAAGAAAUUUCUUUACUCAGAGGAUGGUGAACCUUGGAACUCUUUACCCUGGAGGACUGUGGAAGCUCAGUCAUUGUGUUGACUCAGAACAGAACUCAAUGGACUUAUGAGCAUUAAGGGAUAUCCUGGAUAUUGGGGCUGAAGUAAAAGAUCAGCCAUGAUCUUGACAAAUGGCAGGACAGCGUGAAGGGCCAAAUAGCCUACUCGUGCUCUUAUUUCUUAUGUUCUUCUGAUGAACUUGGUAUCCAAAUGAGAAGAGAAGACUUUAGUGAAACCCUCAGUGUCCAAUCAAUGGAUGCUUCGCACAGCGUAUGGUAACGUGUCAAAUUCAUUGUUGAAUGAAAUAUCUUUUAAGCAGAGAAGUAUCUAUCUUGGAAAAGUAACGUUGCAUGAAGGUGGAUUCAUUUGAUUGGAACUGCAGAGAAGAUCACAAAUAAUUCCAGAAAUGUAUGGGAUCGUCCAAUGUAGUGAUGUUGAUCUGGGAACAAAAGGAUUUGCAUUGAGAAACACAGAUCAUCCUACAGGGUUUCAAUGCCAGCAUGUUCAUAACUAAAUUUUGCAGCACUCACGCAUUUUAACUGCUACUGUCUGUAAACACAGCGGUUACAUCAAACACCUAAAGUUGAGCACAACCUCCAGUUGGUGUAGAAAGUGCUGCAGCAGCUGCCAAAACGCCUGAAAAUAGCUAACGCUUUUGUCUAUAAAAAUUUCAGUGUUACAUGUUGGUGCUGUGUGAGGAAUUUAAAGUCCAUUUAUGAUUCACUUGUCAAUUAAGAUUGAAUGUGUGAUUUUGCAGGUAACGCAAAUGGUGUUGAAUCAGCGGGUUAAAAUAUUAGUGCAAUCUCGUGCUUUAUAACAGAGUAAUAGCUUUUGAAUGAAACUUAGCACAAUCUUGCUAGAUAGAGGUAGAUUCUUCUCAUAGAUUUCAUGCUCUCUUCAAGCUUUGUCAGUAAUGAUGCAGAACUAGGCAUUAAGGUAUGUUAUAUGUGAUUUCAGUAGUUUUAGUAAUGAUGGAUUUUUUGCACUAUGUCAUUUUUAAUAUAAACUAAAUGAGUUAUUCUUAUUUCAGUUACUUCAUAGUACAAUCAACCAGAUUUAUUUUCUGAAGGUUCAUUUGUCAGAUGAGAUGUUUGUUCAUCUUUAAUUCAAAUGUUUCUUGAUCGAAUUCAUUUGUUACAACUGAUUUCUGAACAUAUAAAUAAAUCAGAAGGGUUUCCUAAAAGUUA
Messenger RNA from Pristis pectinata (smalltooth sawfish), 7027 nucleotides. Its product is annotated as contactin-1-like. Gene Ontology annotation, molecular function: cell-cell adhesion mediator activity. NCBI's taxonomy places the organism in Eukaryota, Metazoa, Chordata, Chondrichthyes, Rhinopristiformes, Pristidae. Gene Ontology annotation, biological process: brain development; cell-cell adhesion. The record is from RefSeq and is a predicted model, not a curated record.